AUGAGAGGUUUCGCUUUCUUCGAUAGAGUUUCUAGAGCUUUCCAUGACUAUCCUUCGGUUCCCAAAGUGCUCGUCGUCGUCGCCGUCAGUGGUUGCGGCCUUGUGGCUUACGCUGAGGCAAACCCUGAGCGAAAACUGACCAGCAGCGCGCCUGUCCUAACUUCAGCUGAAGUGGACAAUAAGAAGAAGAAGGUUGUGGUACUUGGAACUGGCUGGGCUGGAACAAGUUUCUUAAGGAAUCUGAAAAAUCCAGAUUAUGAGGUUCAUGUCAUAUCACCUCGGAAUUACUUUGCCUUCACCCCUCUGCUACCAAGUGUUACCUGUGGUACAGUGGAAGCUCGCAGCAUUGUUGAACCAGUUCGAAACAUUGCUAGAAAGAAAACUGUAGAUGUUCAAUUCAGUGAAGCUGCAUGUCUCAAGAUCGAUGCAGUAAACCAGAAAAUCUAUUGCCGAUCUAAUGUAGAAAACAAUUUGAAUGGACAAGAAGAGUUCGUUGUGGAUUAUGACUACCUUAUAGUAGCUGUGGGAGCCAAUGUUAAUACAUUCAAUACUCCUGGUGUCGUUGAGAACUGCCAUUUCUUGAAGGAAGUAGAAGAUGCUCAAAAGAUCCGAAGAACUGUUAUUGACUGCUUCGAAAGGGCAAGCCUUCCAACUGUUAGCGAUGAGGAGAAGCAGAGAAUUCUUCAUUUUGCUGUUGUUGGUGGUGGCCCAACUGGUGUGGAGUUUGCUGCAGCACUUCAUGAUUUCGUCAACGAGGAUUUAGUCAAAUUGUAUCCCGGGGUCAAAGAUCUAGUUAAAAUAACACUUCUCGAGGCUGGAGAUCAUAUUCUGAAUAUGUUUGAUAAAAGAAUCACAGCUUUUGCCGAAGAAAAAUUUCAAAGAGAUGGUAUUAAUGUGAAAACAGGAUCCAUGGUUGUGAAAGUAACUGAAAAAGAAAUCUUUACCAAAGAAUUGAAAAAUGGAGGGGAAGUUUCGACCAUGCCUUAUGGAAUGGCACUCUGGUCAACUGGUGUGGGAACGCGUCCCUUCAUAAAGGAUUUCAUGAGUCAAGUUGGUCAGGCUAAUCGACGGGUGUUAGCAACUGAUGAAUGGCUGCGAGUGGAGGGAUGUGACAAAGUGUAUGCAAUUGGUGAUUGUGCCACAAUAAAUCAGCGCAAAGUCAUGGAAGAUAUUGCUGCCAUAUUCCGAAAGGCGGACAAGGAUAAUUCAGGAACACUCACAGUUGAGGAAUAUAAAGCAGUGAUUAAUGAUAUUUGUGAAAGGUAUCCUCAAGUGCAGCUUUAUUUGAAGAGCAAACAGAUGAAGAAUAUGGUUGAUCUUUUGAAGGAAACACCGGAUGUUUCAAAAGGAUCCGCAGAGCUGAAUAUUGAAGAUUUCAAAACAGCUCUUUCCAAAGUGGAUUCCCAGAUGAAAAAUCUUCCAGCUACAGGCCAGGUGUCUACCUUGCCAAGUGUUUUAAACCGAAUGGAAGACUGUGAGAAAAAUCCAGAAGGUCCUCUCAGAUUCCGUGGGGAAGGCCGCCAUCGAUUUCGCCCCUUUAGGUACAAGCAUCUUGGACAAUUUGCUCCUCUGGGUGGAGAGCAAACAGCAGCCCAGCUUCCUGGAGAUUGGGUAUCGAUCGGCCACAGCUCCCAGUGGCUUUGGUAUUCUGUUUAUACAAGCAAACAAGUGAGCUGGCGCAACAGGGCAUUGGUGGUAACAGACUGGGUUAGGCGUUUCAUCUGGGGGAGGGAUUCAAGUCGCAUUUGA
Messenger RNA from Prunus armeniaca (apricot), 1749 nucleotides. The record is from the annotation of a GenBank genome assembly. Lineage: Eukaryota; Viridiplantae; Streptophyta; Magnoliopsida; Rosales; Rosaceae.